AUGAUUUCUGCUAAAGAAAUCUCCAAGAACAUCAAAGAGAUAAGUAAAACUGCUGCGCCCGGUCCAGAUAAAAUAACUCUGAGAGAAUUGACUAAAAUUGACCCCCACUGCAACCACCUCAGGGAACUAUUUAACUUGUGGUUGCUAACUGGUAUGAUACCCGACUCUGUUAAAAACUGUCGGACGGUUUUAAUUGCAAAAUCUGCUAUACCGGAACGCCUGGGUGACAUCAAUAACUGGCGUCCGAUCACUAUUGGUUCCAUCAUUUUACGGCUGUUUUCCAGAAUUAUAACUUCUAGAUUGGCUAAAGCCUGCCCCAUUAAUCCCCGGCAAAGGGGCUUUAUUAGAUCUGCAGGGUGCAGUGAAAAUUUGAAAUUGCUACAAUUGAUAAUUCGGCAUGCAAAAAGCCAGCACCAGUCCCUGGGUGUGGUGUUUGUAGACUUAGCUAAAGCAUUUGACACGGUGAGCCAUGCCCACAUUAUCUCGGCUCUUGAACAAAGGGGCGUCGACCAGCACAUUAUCGCCCUGAUUAAGAAUAUGUACCACAACGUCACCACUAACAUUCCCUUAAAGGGUGGGCACUCCGACUCCAUUAAAAUCCAAAUAGGAGUCAAGCAAGGUGAUCCCAUGUCUCCACUGCUAUUCAAUCUGGCUGUAGACCCACUACUGUGUAAAUUACAAGAGUGUGGGGAGGGGUUCCAGAUCCAUUCUCAAAACAUCACAGCACUGGCCUUUGCUGACGAUUUGGUGUUACUGAGUAACUCCUGGGAGGGCAUGAUGAAAAAUAUAGAGAUCGUCGAGACCUUUUGUAAUCUUACCGGUCUCAAGACACAGGGGGAGAAGUGCCACGGCUUUUACAUCCAGCCGACUAAAGACUCUUAUAAGAUCAAUGACUGCCCGGCGUGGCCGAUUAAUGGCACCCCCCUGAAUAUGAUCGAUCCUGGGAGCUCGGAAAAAUAUUUGGGAAUGAACAUCGACCCAUGGGUGGGAAUAUCCAAACCCGAAUUGCUAUCGAAAGUUAAAAAUUGGUUACAUCGCAUUGACAGAGCUCCACUCAAACCUUUUCAAAAGGUUGAGAUCCUGAGAACUUAUGCCAUGCCCCGGCUAAUAUACUCUGCCGAUCAAGCUAACGUUAAGAUCACUCAUUUGGAAACGCUUGAUCAAGAAAUAAGAUCUGCGGUUAAGCAAUGGCUGCACUUACCUCCAUCCACUUGCGACGCCAUCCUAUAUGCCAGCAACAGGGAUGGUGGUUUUGGUCUCCUUAGGUUCUCAAAAUUGAUCCCAAGCGUACAAGCUCGGAGGCUGCACCGGCUGGCACAGUCUCCGGACGAGGUGAUAACAACUAUUGUGCGGUUAGAGGGUAUUGAAAAAGAAUAUGAAAAAUUAUGGGUAAAAGCAGGAGGAAGGAAAGAUAAAAUUCCAUCAAUUUGGGACCCGAGAACCGUGUUUAGACUACCUAAUGAAGUGGGCGGUGAGGAGGUAACAUCAGAAUGGGAGGCACCUGCUCCUAAAAACAUCUACCCCAAACCGUGUAAUUGGAGAAAAGAUGAAUUUAACAAUUGGACUAAAUUGGCAUCCCAGGACAUGAUAUUUGUGAAGGACAAACAGGCAUUGGUCGUUGAUGUGACAAUUCGGUAUGAAAGUAACCCUUCUUCCUUGUCGGAGGCCGCCGCUGGGAAGGUCCAAAAGUACAAACAUCUCACGCAGCAGGUACAGGAACUGACCAAUGCCACCCAGGUAAAAUUUGUAGGUUUUCCCAUCGGAGCUCGGGAAUUGGUAAAAUACGGCAAGGAAUAUGAGGAUACAUCUGAUUCUGAAAAUGUUCCCAAGCUUUCUGCAGCCACAAAAAAGACUCGACCCUCCUAUGCUGAUGUGGCUGCCAGGGCACCCCGGGAUCCUCCUAAGCAGCGGGAGAAAUCAUGGG
Apus apus (common swift) is the source of this 1924-nucleotide messenger RNA. RefSeq names its product enolase superfamily member 1 (gene ENOSF1). NCBI's taxonomy places the organism in Eukaryota, Metazoa, Chordata, Aves, Apodiformes, Apodidae. The transcript has 3 exons. The record is from RefSeq and is a predicted model, not a curated record. The annotation marks the transcript as partial.